UGAGCGCUCUGGACAUCGCUGCGUUCUAUGGCAAAGUGGAUGUACAUUGUAUUGAGAGUCCUGCUGGGAAACGGUGCCGAUGCCAAUGCCAAACACGUCAACAACUGGAAGACUGCUCUGCAUCAUGCCGCUGAGCCUUCACGGCGAGGCUCCGACAAAGGGAAUGCUGUUCGUGUAUUGCUCGAAGCCGGGGCUGAUAUCGAAGCGAAGACGAAAGACUGUUCCUCGACACCCGUUCACUUGAGCGCUUGUUCGAGGUCUUCAACAAGUGGUGCGAUCCUUGCGCUGCUGGAGGGAGGGGCAGACGUCAACGCGGAGGAAGUAGACCGCUGCCCACCCUUGCACCUCGCUUGCGCCAAAUCCAGUGUUCCUGCUGUGGAGCUUCUUUUGCGAUGGGGAGCAAAUGAGAAGCUCGUGGACAGCUUGGGGCAGACGGCGGCAGACACACUGGGGUCAUAGGAUCCACAGGAUGACGAUGAUAGUGACAACAACAGCAUCGACGAUGGUAGCAUCGAUGAACAACUUAAGGCAGAUGGAAAGCGCAUUCGCCAAAUGCUGGCACGCGCUUUGGCGGAUAGAUCGUGGCGUCAUCGAGGCUGGUUGGUCGUGUGCCGCUCCUGCCCGACAAAGGUGCAGAUUUCUGGGGGUAGCAGCAGCUGUGGCAGAACCGCCAAAGCAGCGAAGGCUAGCGACGAGGACUCGGGCGAUGGUGGCACGGAGCAACAAGUUGAAGCGAGGAUCGACUUCGGGCAGUAGACGGAAUAGUCGGACUGGAGGCUGACAGCGUGUUCCGCUUGGUGGUGGGCUUUGUUUGAGGUACGACAAAGGGAGAGAGAGGGAGAGAAAGAGA
Ectocarpus sp. CCAP 1310/34 is the source of this 850-nucleotide messenger RNA. The record is from the annotation of a GenBank genome assembly. NCBI's taxonomy places the organism in Eukaryota, Phaeophyceae, Ectocarpales, Ectocarpaceae.